Messenger RNA from Eremothecium cymbalariae DBVPG#7215, 1386 nucleotides. RefSeq names its product Cue2p (gene CUE2). The transcript has a single exon. The record is from RefSeq and is a predicted model, not a curated record. Gene Ontology annotation, molecular function: ubiquitin binding. The coding region runs from base 1 to 1386 and encodes 461 amino acids. Lineage: Eukaryota; Fungi; Ascomycota; Saccharomycetes; Saccharomycetales; Saccharomycetaceae.
AUGGAUUGCAAGAGGAGUAUUGAUCUUUUACAAGAGUUGUUUCCACAUGAAACAACUCAAACGUUAGAAAGUGCAUUAGAAGGUGCAGAGGGUGAUUUGAAUAUUGCUUGCGCUAUAUUGAUAAAUUCAGAGGAAGAUGUUAAGAGAGAAGAGAAAGAUGAUAUCCUUACGGUUUCCCCAAUCUCUUGUAUAGAAACUCUGAUUGAUAUGUUUCCCAGCCUAUCUGCGGAUGAUGUUGAACGUAUUUAUGAGGAAUAUGGCAACGACGUAGAUAAAUGUAUAAAUACACUGUUAACCUUCGAAGGUUUGACGAACGAAGAUAUUGAGGCACAAAAGGAAUACGAGAAGGUUAGAAGCCUGAAAGAUACUGAUAAGGUGAACAAGAAGGAUGCAUGGGGGUCUUUGUCUCAAAAAGUUGACACAAUCAAAACUUUUACUGGAGUUAUCGAAGGAAUUGCAAAAGCUGCAUUAUUUAAAAAUUCUUUUCACACAACGAAGUCGAUAAUAAGCAUAAUAUAUGACUGGGAAGAUGAAUAUAAAACAAUAGAUAGUAAUCCCAAUUCCACAGUGACCCCCCAGGCCCAAAUAAUGGGGGCCGGUGGUAAAGUUCAGUCUGCAUAUGGAUUUGCCCAUAGCAAAUCAUACAAUUAUCCACGCUCUAAGAGUGCUGGUAACGAAUCAGAUAAACAAGAGAGUUUCUCUAGCCAUCAGCGGCCCUAUAGAUAUAAUUCCCAGAAUAAGGAGGCUCGAGAAUUGGAAAAUAUACUUCGAACCAACCUCCAAUUCAAAAGCAUAAGGCGCAAGUUUUUUGAAUCAGCUCUUGAAUUCUUUAAUGGCGAUAUAGACAAAACGUUGGCAGUCGCUGUAUUUAUAUUAGAAACUAAUGGCGGAUCCUUAACACAUCCAAGGAAAGAAUUUAAGCAAGACUCCUUGCAAUUAAACACCAUGCUCACCAAAAAGUCUGGUAUUAUCAGGAAUAAACGCUCCGCAAAUGUCAACUUUACUCCUGAUAUGUUUUCUUCAGACAGUAUCUUUGCCAAAUCAAAAGAAUUCUUCAACAGAAUAAUAUCACAACCUAGAGUUGAUUUGCAUGGCUUUACAUCUAACGAUGCCGAAGUGCUAAUUCAGCCAUGUUUGGAAAAAUGGUGGCAUCGAGAAAUUGAACUCCGCGAACAAAACUGCCAAAACCUCAGAAAUCAAUCUUGUUUAAACGUUCCAGAUGUAGUUAUAGUAACUGGGAGGGGUUUGCAUAGCUUAGACGGUGUACCCCGAGUUAGGAUCAAGGUACAACAGAUACUAGAUAAACUUAACUACAUAUAUACAGAAGAGCCCUCAUUCUUUGUAAUCCGAGGGAGAAAGCCAACUAGAACUAUAUGUUCUCCAUAG